Messenger RNA from Rubroshorea leprosula, 786 nucleotides. The record is from the annotation of a GenBank genome assembly. NCBI's taxonomy places the organism in Eukaryota, Viridiplantae, Streptophyta, Magnoliopsida, Malvales, Dipterocarpaceae.
CCAGAAAAACAAAAUCUAAAGCACAUAUUCUCCUUCCUCAAAUAUGGGAAACAAAUCUUCGUCCUCUUCUUCUUCUUCAUCCUCAAAGUCCUCCAUUUCCAACAAGACAUUAAGCGGGGUUGGUAACCUCAUCAAGCUCCUCCCUACCGGCACUGUCUUCCUCUUCCAGUUCCUCAACCCUAUAGUAACCAACAACGGCGACUGCCAAACCGGUAUCUACAAGCCCUUGACCGUCAUACUCCUCGCAGUCUGUGCCUUCUCUUGUGCCUUUGCCUGCUUCACCGAUAGCUACAAAGGCAGUGACGGAUUGACCCAUUACGGUAUGGUCACCAAGAACGGUCUCUGGCCAUCGCCGAGCUCAGAGCACGUCAAUCUAUCGAGUUAUAAACUGCGUUUUAGGGACUUCGUGCAUGCUUACUUUACCGUGAAGGUGUUUGCUGUGGUGGCGUUGCUGGAUGGAAACACCGUUCAUUGCUUUUACCCGGCCGAGCAGAAGUCCACUGAGAAAAUUCUGCUCAAGGUGUUGCCUCCGGCCAUCGGAACUAUCUCCGGUGCUGUGUUCAUGUUGUUUCCGAACAAGCGGCAUGGAAUUGGGUAUCCCUCUUCUAGUGAUGGCAGCGCCACAACUAAUACAAAUCGCUCGUAAUUUGGUUGCAACAUAUAUAUGUGAAAAUACAUCGCAUGAGAAAGUUUGGCUUUAAUUUUUCUUCUUCUUCUUCUUCUUUUUCUUCUUCUUUUUUCAAUCAAAUGUUUGUGUGGCUAGCAUAAUAAUUGUGCUUAAUUAAG